Molecule: messenger RNA, 1217 nt
Organism: Brachypodium distachyon (stiff brome)
Lineage: Eukaryota; Viridiplantae; Streptophyta; Magnoliopsida; Poales; Poaceae
Product: chlorophyll a-b binding protein CP29.2, chloroplastic
Exons: 2
Coding region: 85-951 (288 amino acids)
Biological process (GO): response to light stimulus; photosynthesis, light harvesting in photosystem I
Cellular component (GO): plastoglobule; chloroplast thylakoid membrane; chloroplast envelope
Source: RefSeq, a predicted model, not a curated record
CCCCCGUGGCCGUGACGACCACACACCGCAGACACCCCGCCUCAGCACCACACGGAGGAGAUCGAGUGAGUACGUAUAGCAGCCAUGGCUUCGUCGGUGGCGGCGGCGGCGAGCACGUUCCUGGGGACGCGUCUGGCGGACCCGGCGCCGCAGAACGGGCGCAUCGUGGCGCGGUUCGGGUUCGGGCUCGGGCGGAAGAAGGCGCCGGCGAAGAAGGCGUCCCGGGCGCCGCCGACGACGGAUCGGCCGCUGUGGUUCCCGGGGGCGCAGGCGCCCGAGUACCUGGACGGGACGCUGGUGGGCGACUACGGGUUCGACCCGUUCGGGCUCGGGAAGCCCGCGGAGUACCUACAGUACGACCCGGACUCGCUGGACCAGAACCUGGCCCAGAACCUUGCGGGCGAGGUCAUCGGCACCCGGUUCGAGGACGCCGACAUCAAGUCCACCCCUCUCCAGCCCUACGCCGAGGUCUUCGGCCUCCAGCGCUUCCGCGAGUGCGAGCUCAUCCACGGCCGCUGGGCCAUGCUCGCCACCCUCGGCGCCCUCACCGUCGAGUGGCUCACCGGCGUCACCUGGCAGGACGCCGGCAAGGUGGAGCUGGUGGACGGGUCGUCGUACCUGGGGCAGCCGCUGCCGUUCACGAUCACGACGCUGAUCUGGAUCGAGGUGCUGGUGAUCGGCUACAUCGAGUUCCAGAGGAACGCGGAGCUGGACCCGGAGAAGAGGCUGUACCCGGGCGGGUCCUACUUCGACCCGCUGGGGCUGGCGGCGGACCCGGAGAAGAAGGAGCGGCUGCAGCUGGCGGAGAUCAAGCACGCGCGCCUCGCCAUGGUCGGCUUCCUCGGCUUCGCCGUGCAGGCGGCCGCCACGGGCAAAGGGCCGCUCAACAACUGGGCCACCCACCUCAGCGACCCGCUGCACACCACCAUCUUCGACACCUUGGGCUCCUAGACCUAGUCCUAUGGGUCGUUUCAACAGUGUACACGUUUUUUCUGUCAGCUCAGCUGCGAAAUGGACCGACGAGUUCGUGUACUACGAACGAACGUGUGGCUGGUUUAGUUUUGUGAUGAGCGGUGAGAGGGCACGAAGAUGGACGAUACUUUGUUGGUUAAACGCAGGUCUGGUUACUUAGGAGAGCUGCUGGGAUGACUUUGGUGAUUUGUGUAAUAUAUGAAACCAACGGUGAAUUAAUGCAUCCACUUGUACAUUUCUCUUGA